AUGGCCUUAGUCUUGUGUGCGUGUGUGGCGCUCACAUCAGCACAAUUUGGACAUUUCGGCAUUCACUUUUCGGACUUCGGUGCUAGCUUCGGAGCACCGAGCUUUCCCGGAUAUUCGGGCUUUUCCGGAUAUUCAGGUUUAUCAGCAGCUGCUGGCAGAGAUCCUAGGGCGAACACCGGUCCAGUUCUGUUCCCUCCAUCUCCCAGCGGUGAUCCUGGCCAGUCAAGUGGUGUCGUCGUGGGUGCUUCAGGCUACGGCUUCGUACCCCCCGGCUCGCAAGGUAAAGCCUACGGCCGAUGA
Molecule: messenger RNA, 300 nt
Organism: Arctia plantaginis
Lineage: Eukaryota; Metazoa; Arthropoda; Insecta; Lepidoptera; Erebidae
Source: the annotation of a GenBank genome assembly